Messenger RNA from Entrophospora sp. SA101, 1326 nucleotides. NCBI's taxonomy places the organism in Eukaryota, Fungi, Glomeromycota, Glomeromycetes, Entrophosporales, Entrophosporaceae. The record is from the annotation of a GenBank genome assembly.
AUGAGUUCAGGUAAUUUCACCUAUACCAAUAACGGAAAUUUAAGAAAGCCUGAACAUAAUGUCAUUUGUAAAUGGAUUUUGGAGGUUUGGGAUGAAAUUCCGAAUGAAAUGAUUGUGAAAUCAUUUAAAAAGUGUGGCAUUAGUAAUGCAAUUGAUGGAUCGGAAGAUCAUUUGUUUGGACAAGCUUAUGGGGAUGAAAAUGAAGAUGAGGAAGAUGAAUCUUCUGUAUCAUAUGAACAUGAAAAGGAUAAAAACAAAGAUGAAAAGAAUAAUGAAAGAGAAGAAGAUAUAAUAGAGAUGGUAGAUGUAGAAGGAAAUGAUGAUAAAGUUGAAGUUGAGCAUAUUGAUAAAUCAUUAUAUCCAGAAUUAUUUCCAGAAAAAAAUGAAUUAAAUGAAUUAAGUGACGAAGAUGGAAAUAAUGAAGAUGUAAAAGGUGCCAGGGAAGAAGAUUUUACAUGGUUUGUUGAUCCUAAAUAUGAGAAUCCUCAAGAAAAUGCUGUCGAUGAUGAAGAUUUUAUACCAAUGUGGCAGCGUAAAGCAUCUGUAGUUGUUUCAGAUCUGUCAUCAGCAACAUCAAAAUUUGAAGGGGAAGGAGGAAAACAUUUGGAAAUGGUGAAAUAUUUAGAAGAUGAAGGCAUUGAAAAUAUUACAAUUAUUGAUGUUAGUAAGAAAUCUGAUUUUGCAGAUUGGAUGAUAAUUGGCGAAGGAAAAAGUUCAAGGCAUAUGGGUGGCGCAGUUGAUGGGUUAUAUAAAAUGUUGAAAGAUAAUAUAAAGAAACAAAAUUUAGAUGCGUCCAAUUCAUCAUCACUAAGUUAUCCAAUAGUGGAAGGAAGAGAUUCAGAUGAAUGGAUGUUGAUUUAUACAGAAACAAUAUUUGUACAUUUAUUCACACCUGAAGAAAGAAAAUAUCGUAAUUUAGAAAAAUUAUGGGAAUCAAUUCCCUCAUAUAAUGAUCUUAGUGAUCGUGAUAAAAGGAUAAGCACUACCAAAGAUAUUAUGAAAGGGUUUAAAGGAUUCAAUCCAAAAUUCAUGAGAGAUAUUUCAAGUUUAACCGUGAAACCAGAACCAUCUCACCUUUUCAAUGUACAGGAAGGGGACAUAUUUCGUGAACAUGUAAAAUACCUAGUGACUGAUCCACCUGCUAUCUGCUCAAAAUGUGCAUUACCAAUUUCAAUGAUUGAUUUGGAUGAUGAUAAUCCCUAUUGGAAAGAUCUUAUAGAGAAAUACUUUGGGCACCCAACUGGAGAACCUUUUAAAUCCAUGUUAUACAAAGAUUAUUUUGAACAAUAUAAGAUAUCUUUGUCACCAUUAAAUUCAACAAAAUAA